CGCACAACCGCGUCAUAUAAAUCCAACGAACUCUGCACGUGUCUACAAUUGAAAGAACUUGGUUCCGUUCAAUCCAACCAGUCAUAUGAUUCCUUUUAUUAAUCCUCAGUCCUUAUUGACGUCCGGCUCGUAACCUUCUUGUCCAUAUCACACCCUCAACGACUUACACACAUAUCGCAUCACACGCUUAUAAGUAUUUAUCAAUGUUCCGUCUACGCCCUGUUAUCUCUGCUCCUCUCAGAGUAGUUUCUCGAUACAACGCUCUGCCUCUCUCAUCACGUCCGCUAGCAGCAUCUCGAUUCAAUACCGCCGCCAUGUCGACCAUCUCAGACGCCAUCACCAAGGACCACCGCGAGUUGGAGCAAUACUACAAUGAAAUCACCAACUCGUCCGACCUCGACCACCAGGAACGGUAUGGCAACCAGUUCACCUGGGAACUUGCCAGGCACUCGGUUGCCGAAGAACUGAUUGUCUAUCCGGCAUUUGAGAAGCACAUGGGUGAGAAGGGCCACAAGAUGGCCGAAGACGACCGCAAGGAUCACCACCGGGUCAAGGAACUGCUCAAGGAGUUUCAAAACAUGAAGCCCUCUCAAAAGGAGUACGUGCCCAAGCUCAAGGAGUUGUGGGGCGUGCUGUCGGCGCACAUCGAGGAGGAAGAGAAGCAGGACCUUCCGGCGCUGGAAUCGUCCCUGCGGUCCAUGCCGGGCGAGUCCGAGAACAUGGCCAAGAAGUUUGGCCUGACCAAGGCCUUUGUGCCCUCGCGUAGCCACCCGAGCGCGGGCGAGAACCCCUAUUUCGAGUCGGCCAUGGGCAUGCUGGCCGCGCCCAUUGACCAUAUUGCGGACAUCUUCCGCAAGUUCCCCGAGAAUAAGAUCAGUCCUAACCCGAGCACGAAGUAAAUGGAUGGGAUCAAGGGGAUGAUAAGCAUUGAGGGUUAUUUAGCACUGGUACUUCUCAUUAUAUAACAAAUAAUGACAACCUGUAAUGACAGCUUCAGCUUGUAAAGAAGGUGGCUUUGGUGAUUUUCCAUCCACUUAUUGUUGUACAUUGUGAUAAUUGUUAUUGAACGCCUAGGGUCAACUGAUAGGAGUGUGAUGCCCGCAAACCGCUUUCUCUGUUGGUUACAUCAUGAUCUUAUUGCAAAUCAAGCAGAAGUCCCCGGACUACAGCCUCUCGAGACUUGAGCUGC
This is a messenger RNA of Canariomyces notabilis, 1189 nucleotides long. RefSeq lists its product as uncharacterized. The record is from RefSeq and is a predicted model, not a curated record. The transcript has 4 exons. Lineage: Eukaryota; Fungi; Ascomycota; Sordariomycetes; Sordariales; Chaetomiaceae. The coding region runs from base 204 to 899 and encodes 231 amino acids.